Molecule: messenger RNA, 1077 nt
Organism: Trichosurus vulpecula (common brushtail)
Lineage: Eukaryota; Metazoa; Chordata; Mammalia; Diprotodontia; Phalangeridae
Product: N-formyl peptide receptor 2-like
Exons: 1
Coding region: 1-1077 (358 amino acids)
Biological process (GO): complement receptor mediated signaling pathway; phospholipase C-activating G protein-coupled receptor signaling pathway; inflammatory response
Cellular component (GO): plasma membrane
Molecular function (GO): complement receptor activity; N-formyl peptide receptor activity
Source: RefSeq, a predicted model, not a curated record
AUGAUGGAGAACUCCUCAGUGCUCCCUUCAAAUGCUUCAGAGGCCCUCUGGCCUACGUAUUCACCACCAUCUGCCAUCCAUCAGGCCUUCUGGAUCACCGCUCUCAUCAUCUUCUGCUUAGCCUUUGUCCUGGGCAUAACUGGCAAUGGGCUGGUGAUUUGGGUGGCAGGCUUCCGGAUGGCUCGCACAGUCACUACUGUCUUAUUCCUCAACCUGGCUUCAGCAGACUUCGCCUUCACUGCCUUUCUGCCAUUCAUCAUCAUUAAUGCGGCCCUGCAGCCCCGCUGGCCCUUUGGUUGGUUUCCAUGCAAGCUAAUUAGCUCCAUGGCUGUCUUUAAUAUGUUUGCCAGUGUCUUCCUGCUGACCUUCAUCUCUCUUGACCGCUGUGUCUCUGUCCUCUGGCCAGUGUGGGCCAGGAAUCACCGCACGCCUUGUCGAGCAGCCCUGGGUGCUGCAGGGGCCUGGACUUUUGCCCUGGCCUUCUCUGUCCCAACAUUCAUCUUCAGAAAUACAGACACCCUGGAUGAGGUCACUGUUUGCUUCCCUGACUUUGACCCCUGGAAUGAGACAGGAGAUGAUGACGAGUACUAUGAUGCCUUGACUGAGAAGCGCCAGUGGUCUCUGGUGCUCAGCCACUUCAUCCUUGGUUUUGUGAUUCCGUUCCUCAUCAUUAGUGUCUGCUACGGCCUCAUCACAGUCAGGCUCUGGAGUAGAACGAAGACCAUCAAAUCUAGCCGGCCCUUCAAGAUCCUCACAGCGGUGGUGUCUGCCUUCUUCCUCUGCUGGCUCCCUCACCAUGUGGUGGGCAUCAUAGAGGCUUCUACCUACCGCCAUGCACACCUUGCAGACGUUCUGCCUUACCUGAGCCCUUUCUCUUCCUCCCUUGCCUUCGUCAAUAGUUGCCUCAAUCCCUUGCUCUAUGUCUUCAUAGGCCGGGACUUCAGGGAGAGACUGUUCAGAUCCCUGCCAGCUGCCCUGGAGCGGGCUCUGAGUGAGGAGUCUGCCCCGACAGCCACCACAGCCAAUAGCUCCACUUCUGUACCUUCUGCCCCUGAUGCUGAAACGCAGGGUCUAUGA